This is a messenger RNA of Panicum virgatum (switchgrass), 1104 nucleotides long. RefSeq names its product glycine-rich cell wall structural protein 1-like. NCBI's taxonomy places the organism in Eukaryota, Viridiplantae, Streptophyta, Magnoliopsida, Poales, Poaceae. The transcript has 2 exons. The record is from RefSeq and is a predicted model, not a curated record. Bases 1 to 1104 code for a protein of 367 amino acids.
AUGCAGGAGCGCAGGCGCGGGCUUCGCAGGCAGAGGCACCGUGGGCGCAGCCACAGGCGUCCGCGCGGGUGCGGAGGGCGCGACGGCGGCCUGCGCGGCAGCCUGCGCGGCGUGUGCUCGCGCGAGCUUGGCCUGGAGGUCCCGCAGGGCGGCCGCAAGGCGAGCGGCGGAUGGCGUGGGCGCCGUGGGUGCGACGACGGGUGGCGCGGGCGCGGCGACGGGCUCUGCGGGCACGGCCACCCGCGGCGCGGGAGCCGUGGGGGCGGCCACGGGCGGCGUGGGCGUGCCCACGGGCGGCUCGGGCACGGCGCCGUGGGCGGCGGCGGCUGGCACGCCGAUGGCGGCGGCCCAGGGGGCAACGGCGGCCUAGGGGGCAGUGGCAGCGCUCGCGCCCUGGCAGCUGAGGCCACGGGGGCCACGAGCCGCGGGCCAGGCGCGCGCCAGGCACGCGCCGUCCGCGCCCAGCGCGGUGCUGGCGGGCGUCCGUGGGCCCGGUGCGCGCCAGGCGCCCCCGGCAGCGGCAGCAGAGGCGCCUGCAGGGGCGGCACCUGCGGCGGCGGCGGCGGCAGUCGCACCCCCCGUGCCCAGGUCGAGGGGAGGGGCGGCGGGGGCGACCAGAGGCGGCCGGCUCGCGCCUGCAGAGUAGGGUUGAGGCGGCUGCGGCGCGGGAUCCGCGUCCUCAGGGGCCGGCGGCGGCCGCGGGGGCGGCAGAUCCGCGCCUGCGGCGGCCAUGGGCGGCGCUCCCGGGUCCGGAAGAGGCACGACGGCGGCGAGGGUUGCAGCGGCGGCGGCGGGCGGCCAUGGAGCGGAGGGCCAGGCCACCGGCGGCGCAGCGGCACGCGGAACAGAGCACUAUUUGACAUGUUGGAUGCAACAAUCCCACGGGAGAACCAACUGCGUGUGCUGCUGGAGCAGGGCUUUCUAGGUCACGCAGCACUGAAUUCCAUUGCCUGCGAGGGUGUGGACCUGAUGGACUGCCCUGAGAAAUAUAAACAGUGGCAAGUGAGAAACCAACGUGCUGGAUUGAGACAGCUGCCACUGAAACCACAAAUUGUCAAUGAACUGAAGGAGAAAGUCAAGCAGAACCACCAUAAUCACUACUAA